Messenger RNA from Hansenula anomala, 1572 nucleotides. Its product is annotated as aldehyde dehydrogenase family protein. NCBI's taxonomy places the organism in Eukaryota, Fungi, Ascomycota, Saccharomycetes, Phaffomycetales, Wickerhamomycetaceae. The record is from RefSeq and is a predicted model, not a curated record. The transcript has a single exon. Gene Ontology annotation, molecular function: aldehyde dehydrogenase (NAD+) activity. Bases 1 to 1572 code for a protein of 523 amino acids.
AUGAUCACCUCAACAACUACAAAAAGAUUGGCUUCUAAAGCCUCUGCCGCUCAGGCUUCCAUCCUUUUCACUAGAUUCUACUCUUCAAAACUUCCUCUUUCUGUCAAUGUCAACUUGCCAAAUGGGAAGUCUUAUAACCAACCAACUGGGUUAUUUAUUGACAACAAGUUUGUCCCUUCAAGACAAGGGAAAACUUUUGAAGUUAUAAACCCAGCUACUGAAGAUGAAAUUACUCAUAUCUAUGAAGGUCGCGAAGAUGAUGUUAACCACGCCGUUGAAGUUGCUGAAAAGGCCUUUAAAUCUGGUGUUUGGUCUCGUGUUGAUCCUUUAGUUAGAGGUAAUGCUAUCAACAAAUUGGCUGAUUUGAUUGAACAAGAUGCUGAAACCAUUGCUUCUAUUGAAUCUUUGGAUAAUGGUAAAGCCAUCUCAUCUGCUCGUGGUGAUGUCGCUCUUGCUGUCAAUUAUCUAAGAUCUUGUGCUGGUUGGGCCGAUAAAGUUGAUGGUCGUACUAUUAACUCUGGUGAUGGUCAUUUCUCUUACACUAGAAGAGAACCAAUUGGUGUUGUUGGUCAAAUCAUCCCAUGGAAUUUCCCAUUAUUAAUGUGGUCAUGGAAAGUUGGUCCUGCCUUAGCUACUGGUAACACCAUUGUCUUGAAAUCUGCUGAAUCUACUCCUUUAUCUGCUCUUUAUGUCUCUCAAUAUGUUGAACAAGCUGGUAUCCCAGCUGGUGUUUUAAACAUUGUUUCUGGUUUUGGUAAGAUUGUUGGUGAAGCCAUUGCUACUCAUGAUAAAAUUAAAAAAGUUGCAUUUACCGGUUCUACUGCUACUGGUCGUCAUAUUUUGAAAGCUGCUGCUGAUUCUAACUUGAAAAAAGUCACUUUGGAAUUGGGUGGUAAAUCACCAAACAUUGUUUUCAACGAUGCUGAUGUCUCCAAAACUGUUCAAAACAUCAUUUUAGGUAUUUACUACAACUCUGGUGAAGUUUGUUGCGCAGGUUCAAGAUUAUAUGUCCAAGAAGGUAUCUAUGAAGAAUUAUUGAACGAAUUCAAGACUGCUGCUGAAGCUGUUAAAGUUGGUGAUCCAUUCCAAGAAGAUACUUUCCAAGGUGCUCAAACUUCCCAAAAUCAAAUUGACAAAAUUUUACAAUAUGUUAAAUUAGGUAAAGAAGAAGGUGCUAGAGUUAUCACUGGUGGUGAAAGAUUAGGCACUAAAGGUUUCUUUGUUAAACCAACAGUUUUCGCUGACGUUGAAGAAUCUUUUAGAAUUGUUAAAGAAGAAAUUUUCGGUCCUGUUGUUACAAUCACUAAAUUCUCAACUGUUGAUGAAAUUGUUGAAAAGGCUAACAAUUCUUCAUAUGGUUUAGCUGCUGGUAUUCAUACUACCAACUUGAACACUGCUAUUGAUGUUUCAAACAGAAUUGAAGCUGGUACCAUCUGGAUUAAUACUUACAAUGAUUUCCAUCAUCAAGUUCCAUUUGGUGGUUUCAAACAAUCUGGUAUUGGUAGAGAAUUGGGUACUGAAGCUUUGGAUAACUAUACCCAAGUUAAAGCUGUUAGAAUCAAAUUGGAUUAA